CUAAAGAUGACAAGUUUAGCUGAGGACAGAGCAGAGUUUCCAGGAAUCAGCAGUAUGUCCAUGAACAGUGACAAUUCUCGAGAUUUUCCUCCAGUCCUCAGUCAUGAUCCUGGAUCCUCAGGCACAAAACAUCAGCAGCACAAACACAGAGCAAAGUUUCCAGGAUCCAGCUCCAUGUCCAUGAACAGUGCCAAGUCUCGAGAUUAUCCUCCAGUCUUCAGUCAUGAACCUGGACCCUCAGUCACAAAGCAUCAGCAGCACAAACACAGAGCAAAGUUUCCAGGAUCCAGCUCCAUGUCCAUGAACAGUGCCAAGUCUCGAGAUUAUCCUCCAGUCUUCAGUCAUGAACCUGGACCCUCAGUGACAAAACGUCAGCAACAUGAACACAGAAGGGAAUUUCUAGGAUCCAGCUCUGUGUCCAUGAACAGUGACAAAUCUCGAGAUUAUCCUCCAGUCUUCAGUCAUGAACCUGGACCCUCAGUCACAAAAGAUAAUCCACUGGUUGGGGAGCCACUGUCCUGCUGUGCUUUGUGUCAGGAUGUUCUGAAGGAUCCAUCAAAAACCUCCUCCUGUCCCCAGUGUGGAGAAAGAUCCAGAACCAGAGCUGGUCUGCAGACAGCCAAUGUUUCUCUCCAGAAGAUUUCAGAUGCACUAAAGGCCAGUCUGAGGACGAGAUAUGAACAUGUGAUUGAAGGAACUAAUAAAACAGGAUGUGGAGCCCUCCUCAGAUCGAUCUACACUGAACUCUACAUUACAGAGGGACCGAAUGAAGAAUUUCGCUUCCAACAUGAGGUGAGGCAGGUGGAGAGUGUUUACAAGAAGAAAAUCCACUGUGAAACACCAAUAAGCUGCCAGGACAUCUUUAAAGCCUUUCCUGACCAACAGAGAUCCAUCAGAGUGGUUCUAACAAAUGGUGUUGCUGGCAUUGGAAAAACCUUCUCAGUGCAGAAGUUCACUCUGGACUGGGCAGAGGGCUUGGAGAACCAACACAUCAGUGCGGUGGUUCUGCUUUCAUUCAGGGAGCUGAACUUGGUCAGAGACGAGCAGUACAGUCUCCUGGAGCUGAUCCAUGUUUUCUAUCCAACAUUACAGAGCGUCACAGCAGAGCAGCUCACUGUGUGUAAUCUUUUGUUCAUCUUUGAUGGCCUGGAUGAAAGCAGACUUUUGUUAGAUUUCACCAACAGGAAGCUUGUGUCUGAUGUCACACAGAAGUCAUCAGUCAGUGAGCUGCUGACAAAUCUCAUCGCGGGGAAUCUGCUUCCCUCUGCUCUCAUCUGGAUAACUUCCCGACCCGCAGCAGUCCAUCAGAUUCCUCCCACAUGUGUUGACAGGAUGACAGAAGUACGAGGCUUCACUGAUACUCAGAAGGAGGAGUACUUCAGGAGGAGAUUCAGUGAUGAAGAGCUAUCAAGCAGAAUCAUCUCACACCUGAAGACAUCCAGGAGCCUUUACAUUAUGUGUGGGAUCCCAGUCUUCUGCUGGAUCACUGCUACAGUUCUGGAGCACAUGUUGGCUACAGAGCAGAGAGGAGAGCUGCCCAAGACUGUGACUGACAUGUACUCACACUUCCUGCUGGUUCAGACAAAGAAAAAGCACAAGUACCAUGAGGGGCAAGAGGUGAGUUGGCAAGAGCUCACCAGAGCUGACAGGGAAGUUCUGUUGAAGCUGGGGAGGCUAGCAUUUGAACAUCUGCAGAGAGGAAACAUCAUGUUCUACCAAGAAGACUUGGAGCAGUGUGGUCUGGAUGUCACAGAGGCCUCAGUGUACUCAGGAGUUUGUACAGAGAUCUUCAAAAAAGAGUCUGUGAUCUUCCAGAAACCAGUUUACUGCUUUGUUCAUCUGAGCAUUCAGGAGUUUCUGGCUGCAGUCUACAUGUCCCACUGUUACACCAACAGGAAGACAGAGGUGCUGCAGGACUUCCUGAGUACGGACAUUUCAUCUCUUGAAGAUUUUCUGAUCAGAGCCAUGGAGAAAUCAUUCCAAAGUGUUAACGGCCACCUGGAACUGUUUGUUCGAUUCCUUCAUGGCCUCUCUCUGAACUCCAACCAGAGACUCUUAGGAGGUCUGCUGGGUCAGACAGAGUACAAUCCACAAACCAUCCGGAGAGUCAUUAACAAUCUGAAGGUGAUUAGCAGUGAGGGCAAGUGUACUGACAGAUGCCUAAACAUUUUCCACUGUCUGAUGGAGAUGAAGGACCUCUCAGUACACCAGGAGAUGCAAGAGUUCCUACAGUCAGAGAACAAAUCAGAGAAGCAGCUCUCUGGAAUUCAGUGCACAGCUCUGGCAUAUUUGCUGCAGAUGUCAGAAGUUUUUGAUGAGUUGGAUCUGGUGAAGUACAACACAUCAAAGGAAGGACGACAGAGACUGCUACCAGCUGUGAAGAACUGCAGAAAGGCUCGACUUCAUGAUGUCCGGCUCUCAGAGGCUUACUGUUACACUGUGACCUCAGCUCUGACGUCUAACCCCCCCCACCUGAGAGAGCUGCACCUGAGUUCAAUCAACCUGGAGGAUUCAGCAGAGACAGUGUUUGCUAGUCUGGGGAAUCCCAACUGUAGACUGGAGACACUCAGAUUUGAGAAUUGCAGUUUGUCAGAUAUCAGCUGCGCUGCUCUGAUCAGUGCUCUGAGGUCCAACCCCCCCCUAUUUAAACCAUGUGGAUCUGGUACAAAACCUACAGGAUUCAGGAAUGAAACAGCUGUGUGAUUACCUGGAGAGUCCUUACUGUAGUCUGGAGACUUUAAGAUUGAUACACGCAGCGAUGCCUGCAGAGUGAUCCUUGAAGUCAAGGACUGACUCUGCCCAGACUUCCCAAAUGUGUCGCAGACCGUGCAAAGACAGACAAAGACAGCAUGGCCUUAACCAACUGCCUUUACAUGCUGGAUGAAUCUUAUCACUCCCGUGGGUGUGUCAGUAUUGGCAUAAUCACAUUCCUAGACGCUGAGACAUUCAGUUCAUUUACCUAAAUAGCAUUUUGACCCAAUAUCUUAAAUAUUCUUCAGUUCUGAUUUGUUUGUGAAAUAGGUUUUUAAUUGCAUUCAUUUCACACCCAGAGAUCCACUGAGGAUAGACCAAAGUGAGAAUGCUCUACACUCAUAACACAGAGAUGCCCAUGACAAAGCAAAUGACCAAAGGACUUUCCUUUAAUCUUACAAGAGUCACUAAGCUCUGAAAUAAGUGCUGGAAUAUAUUUCCACCACUAAAAAAGUAGAGGCACAAAAUAAGUGUCUCUAUCUGCUUUCCUGAGUUGAAUGAUACCUUUGAAGUACUAUGGCUGCUCUCUAGCUGGUCUUGGAGCUAAAAGUAAUAAAGCAGGUCCUGAUUUAUUACUUUGCUAUGAAAAAUUGUAGUAAUUUCAUUGUCGCAUGUUAUCUUGCUUGUGGUGUUGCAUUAGAGCUCCAGCAGUGUGUGUGUGUGUGUGUGUGUGUGUGUGUGUUUUUAAGUGCUGUGUUAUAUUACAGUUGAAACACGUGUGUGUAACAUGUUUACUGUAUUAAAUGGAAAUCCAGUUUUGUAGUUAAAAAUGUGCAGUAAAAAAUAAAGUGUUCACACCACUUAGUUUGUUCCACAUUUUGCCAUGUUAGUCUUAUUGUUAGCAUGGUGUGAAAUGUAUACACAAACAUUUUCUGUAAAAUUAACAUGAAAUAACUGUGAAGAGAUCACAUGAAUAAAAACACAUAGCAGCAUAAAAUAAA
Molecule: messenger RNA, 3692 nt
Organism: Oreochromis aureus
Lineage: Eukaryota; Metazoa; Chordata; Actinopteri; Cichliformes; Cichlidae
Product: protein NLRC3-like
Exons: 9
Coding region: 7-2703 (898 amino acids)
Source: RefSeq, a predicted model, not a curated record